Messenger RNA from Neofelis nebulosa (Clouded leopard), 8525 nucleotides. It is a transcript of the gene VLDLR, whose product is annotated as very low density lipoprotein receptor. NCBI's taxonomy places the organism in Eukaryota, Metazoa, Chordata, Mammalia, Carnivora, Felidae. Gene Ontology annotation, cellular component: plasma membrane. The record is from RefSeq and is a predicted model, not a curated record. The coding region runs from base 16 to 3333 and encodes 1105 amino acids. Gene Ontology annotation, molecular function: protein binding; calcium ion binding. The transcript has 20 exons.
GUUAGCGGGAAGGCGAUGGCAACAGCAGCAGCCGUUGCAUCAGCGCUAACUACUGCCGCCGGCCGCCGGGAGGGUACAGUAACGACCGCAGGGAGCGUGCAGCUGCUGCGGCGGCAGGUUCCCUGGAUCAGGAAAUUAGGGCAGGCACCGGGGAUUGGAGGCGAGGGCGGCGCGCGAGCCAACCAGCGGCCGCCCCGGGCCCCCGUGAGCCCCGGGCGGACGCGCGGAGCCGCCGGGCCCCAGGAGCAGUCCCGGUGGCGGCGGCGGCCACGGCCACGGCCACUCACGCACGCACACGCUCGCACUCAGACUCGCACACCCCCUGCGCAGGCACCUGGCUGCCCGGAGCUUAUAAAAGCAGCGCGUCUAGGGGAAAGGAGGGCUGGAGCCGCCGCUCCCCACCCCUUUACACCCCCCUCACCCCUCGCUGACCACUCCCCCUCCUGCCCCCUCCUCGCAGCUCACCCCGCGCUCCGGAGGCAGCCGCCAGUGUGGGUGCUCCGCGGCCGGCUCCGCUCUCCUCUGCCUUGCUCCUCUGCUCUCGGCUCCCCACCCCACCCCCUCCUUCCCCUCCCCUCCUGUACCCUCCCCUCCUCUGCAGCGCCUGCAUUAUCUUCUGCCCGCCGGCUCGGCUUGCACUGGUGCUGCAGCCCGGGGAGGGCUGGUAACUUGUUGUGCGGAGCGAGCGGCGGCACCAUCCAGGCGGGCACCAUGGGCACGUCCGCGCGCUGGGCGCUCUGGCUGCUGCUCGCGCUGUGCUGGGUGCCCCGGGAGAGCCGCGCCACCGGAGCGGGAAGAAAAGCCAAAUGUGAACCAUCCCAAUUCCAGUGCACAAAUGGCCGCUGUAUCACGUUGUUGUGGAAAUGUGAUGGGGACGAGGACUGUGCCGAUGGCAGCGAUGAAAAGAACUGUGUGAAGAAGACAUGUGCCGAGUCGGACUUUGUUUGCAACAAUGGCCAAUGUGUCCCCAGCCGGUGGCAGUGUGACGGAGAUCCCGAUUGUGAAGACGGUUCUGACGAAAGCCCUGAACAGUGCCAUAUGAGAACAUGCCGCAUUAAUGAAAUCAGCUGUGGCGCCCGCUCCACUCAGUGUAUCCCCGUGUCCUGGAGAUGUGAUGGUGAACACGAUUGUGACAGUGGAGAAGAUGAAGAGAACUGUGGCAACAUCACGUGUGGCCCCGAUGAGUUCACGUGCUCCAGCGGCCGCUGCAUCUCCAGGAAUUUCGUGUGCAACGGCCAGGACGACUGCAGCGACGGCAGCGACGAGCUGGACUGCGCGCCCCCGACGUGCGGCGCCCACGAGUUCCAGUGCAGCACGUCCUCAUGCAUCCCCCUCAGCUGGGUGUGUGACGACGACGCCGACUGCUCCGACCAAUCCGACGAGUCCCUGGAGCAGUGCGGCCGCCAGCCGCGGAUGCACACCAAGUGCCCCGCCAGCGAGACGCAGUGCGGCUCGGGCGAGUGCAUCCAUAAGAAGUGGCGGUGUGACGGAGACCCGGACUGCAAAGACGGCAGCGACGAGGUCAACUGUCCUUCGCGAACCUGCCGCCCUGACCAGUUUGAGUGUGAGGACGGAAGCUGCAUCCACGGCAGCAGGCAGUGCAAUGGCAUCCGAGACUGCGUGGACGGCUCUGAUGAAGUCAACUGCAAAAACGUCAAUCAGUGCUUGGGCCCUGGCAAGUUCAAGUGCAGAAGCGGGGAAUGCAUAGAUAUCGGUAAAGUAUGUAACCAGGAGCAGGACUGCAGGGACUGGAGUGACGAGCCCCUCAAAGAAUGCCAUGUCAAUGAAUGCCUGGUUAAUAACGGUGGCUGUUCUCACAUCUGCAAGGAUCUUGUUAUAGGGUACGCGUGUGACUGUGCAGCUGGGUUUGAACUGAUAGAUAAGAAAAUCUGUGGAGACAUUGACGAAUGCCAAAACCCGGGAAUCUGCAGCCAAAUUUGUAUCAACCUAAAAGGCGGUUACAAGUGUGAAUGUAGUCGAGGAUAUCAGAUGGAUCUUGCCACUGGCGUGUGCAAGGCAGUAGGCAAAGAACCAAGUCUGAUCUUCACUAAUCGAAGAGACAUCCGGAAGAUUGGCUUGGAGAGGAAAGAAUACAUCCAACUAGUUGAACAGCUAAGAAACACAGUGGCUCUGGAUGUGGAUAUCGCUGCUCAGAAGCUGUUCUGGGCUGAUCUAAGCCAAAAGGCCAUCUUCAGUGCCUCAAUUGAUGACAAGGUUGGUAGACAUGUUAAAAUGAUCGACAAUGUCUAUAAUCCUGCAGCCAUUGCUGUUGAUUGGGUGUACAAGACCAUCUACUGGACGGAUGCGGCUUCUAAGACUAUUUCAGUAGCUACCCUAGAUGGAGCCAAGAGGAAGUUCCUGUUUAACUCUGACUUGCGGGAGCCUGCCUCCAUAGCUGUGGACCCACUGUCUGGCUUUGUUUACUGGUCAGACUGGGGAGAACCCGCUAAAAUAGAAAAAGCGGGCAUGAAUGGAUUUGAUAGACGGCCUCUGGUGACAGUGGACAUCCAAUGGCCUAAUGGAAUUACCCUUGACCUUAUAAAGAGCCGUCUCUAUUGGCUCGACUCCAAGCUGCACAUGUUGUCCAGCGUGGACUUGAAUGGCCAAGAUCGUAGGAUUGUCCUCAAGUCUCUGGAGUUCCUAGCUCAUCCUCUCGCACUAACCAUAUUUGAGGAUCGUGUCUACUGGAUCGAUGGGGAAAAUGAAGCAGUCUAUGGGGCCAAUAAAUUCACUGGAUCAGAGCUGGCCACUCUCGUUAACAACCUUAAUGAUGCCCAAGACAUCAUUGUCUAUCAUGAACUUGUACAGCCAUCAGGUAAAAAUUGGUGUGAAGAAGACAUGGAGAAUGGAGGAUGUGAAUACCUGUGCCUGCCAGCACCACAAAUUAACGAUCACUCUCCAAAGUAUACCUGUUCCUGUCCCAAUGGGUACAAUCUAGAGGAAAACGGCCGGGAGUGCCACAGUACUGCAACUACUGUGACUUACAGAGAGACAAAGGGUUUCGACACAAUAGAAAGUUCGCCAACUAGUGGACUAGCUCCUGGAGGGAUCAAUGUGACCACAGCGGUAACGGAGGUCACCGUUCCUCCGAAAGGCACUUCUGCUGCCUGGGCCAUCCUUCCUCUCUUGCUCUUGGCAAUGGCAGCGGUGGGUGGCUAUUUGAUGUGGCGGAAUUGGCAGCACAAGAACAUGAAAAGCAUGAACUUUGACAAUCCUGUGUACUUGAAGACUACCGAAGAGGACUUGUCAAUAGACAUUGGCAGACACAGUGCUUCUGUUGGACACACGUACCCAGCAAUAUCAGUUGUAAGCACAGAUGAUGAUCUAGCUUGACUUCUGAGAUGAGUCUUGACCUUUGAGGUCUAGACCAAUACCCUCCCCCCACUUCGGAAUGGUAACCGAGCCAACACCUGAAGUCUUUCUUCCUCCAGUCUGGAAGAACAUCAAGAUAUCUUUACAUGGAUCAAGCUUGUCUACUUGACCGUUUUUAUAUGACUUUUGUAAAUAUCCCUGCCCACAUUCUACUUCAGCUUUGGAUGUGGUUACCAAGUAUCUAACCCUUGAACUUCUAGACAGUAUUGCCACAUCUGGCCAAAUAUGCACUUUCCCUAGAAAGCCAUAUUCCAGCAAUGACACUUGUGCUAUAGUGUAGACCACCUGUACAUACAUUGUAUAGGCCAUCUGUAAAUAUCCCAGAAAACAAUCACUAUUCUUAAGCACUUUGAAAAUAUUUCUAUGUAAAUUAUUGUAAACUUUUUCAACGGUUGGGACAAUGGCAAUAGGAUAAAACGGGUUACUAAGAUGAAAUUGCCAAAAAAUUUGUAAACUAAUUUUGUACGUAUGAAUGAAACCUUGGACCUCAGUGGAGGCUUGCAAAGACUGAGUGUUCAAACUACUGUACAUUUUUUUUUCAAGUGCUAAAACAAUUAAACCAAGCAGCUUACCCACGGUUUGUGCCUAUUCCUCUAGGAUAAACUUCUAUAAACAGCCUGAGUAGAAUCAAGCGUUCUAAUGAACUAUAGAAGCUACGUGAUACAGACCUUGAUGUUGCAUAACUAAGCCUGUAAUUUGGCUACUUUCUCUUACAACCAAGUACCAAGAGAACAAGGUACCACUUAAUAUUUGUUCCCCAAUUAUUUAUUUUGUAAAAGAAGCUGACUUAGCCUAUACCUAGGAUUCCUCUUGUUCAGGGGGAAGUUCCUUUUCUCAUUCAUUUGUUCCCUGAUCUAGAAACCUGUGCUAAGAUUUCUGGCAAUUCUGCUUCUUCAUGCUUAAGUCUCUGUUUUCCGUGUCCUAUCAUUAUAUGUAGCUCCAGGAUGAGUGCUUCUUGUCCUUGAGCUAAGUAUGUUCUGCUUUUAUACGUGUACACAGUCUUCCAUGAAGAGGGCUGGAGAGGUAACAUUCAGUGCCAUUCUUGAACUCUAAGGUAGUGGUUCUCAGUGGGGUUAACAUCUCCAUCCUCUGAGAACAUGUUAAAAAUGCAAGUUCUCAGGUCCCUUCCCAGACCUGCCGAAUGAGAAACUCUGGGGGUGGGGUCCAGGAAUAUGUUUCCACAAGCCCUUCAGGUGAUUGUGAUGUAAGCUCACAUUUGAAAAACCACUGUUCCAAUGUGACUUCAUGGAUAACCUGCAGUACCUUCUAAUUUUGGAGUCUGGCUGGCAUGGAUUCCUUCUAUGGAAAAUGUCUGACAUUUUUAGUAUGAAGGGCAAACAAGGAAUUUGGGUAGAAGAAAAAGCACGGGGCUUUAAUAAGUUUUCCAUCAGGUUGGCCAUUGCCUCGUUUCUCUCAAGUCUCAGGAUGUGGGCAAGCAAGGGAAGAUAGGAGGCGUGAAUUCCUGGGAAGAUGCUCUAAUUCCAAAAUGAGGUGCAGAGUCUGCUGCAGAAGGCAGGAUUCCUUUUGGGAUUAAAUGACCAAUGCGGGAGCAAGAGGAUGAAGAGGUAUUUUGAGAUAAGUGGAUGACAGAUCGGUGGGUGACUUAUAUUCCACUUGCACGUGGAAUAUAAGUAAGGCAGCUGACACCUCGGUUGUGGCUUAGGCAGAGAUCACAAUCCAACAUGAAGUUGCUUCUGCCAUAUUGUUUAAUAGAUACCUGUUGUGAUUUUGGUCAGAUAGAUCAAGGUGAAAGGCAUGGGCUUUUGUUGGGGGGUGUGCAAUUCCGGAAUAUAGAAGGAAGAGGCUGUAGCUGUGAAGGCAGGAUUCUUCAGCUGUCCACCUGUUACUUCCUCUUCAAAUAGUCACUACACUAAACAGGAUGUGGCCUGCCGACAUAGGGUAUCUGAAGUGCCCAUGUGAUAAGUAGGUUAGCAUUCAUCGUAUCUGAACUCUGAAGGCCCUUUGGUUGCCUGGUACUUUGACCCUAUGCUACAAAACCCACUGAUUUAUUUUUUUAAUUGGAGCAACACAAAGUUCCCUCCUGGGAAGCUUGAAGAUACCAGUGUUUUCCCCCAUUACGAGGACUGUGUAGUGCUCAUCAACUUUAAGGCCCAAAGCCAUAGUUUUUAAGAAUAAAAUCAAGCAUUAUUCUCCAUCAUCUCCUCUUACAUUCCAGUCCCACCUGUAUUCUUUUAGGUUCAAGGUCCCAGUCUCCAACCUUCUAAGAGUCUCCAACCUCCAUCUUUUACCUUGCCCUACCCCCUGUAAGUAGCCAAGGACAGAAACUCUAACUCAAGUGCUGAAGAUAUGAAGUAAUUAUGUAUUAAGAAUAGUUAAUAUGGCUUGUCAAUUCAGCAUGUAAUGACACUUUAUGAAGAACUAGAGCCUUGGGCUUCAGUAUCCAAAUAAGAGCUAUAAAAGUCCUACAUGAAACAUAUUGGCCUAAGUUUGCUAUGUCCAGAGAGUUUACUAGACAAGGCGAGAAUUAGUUAAGAGGUAAAAUAUGAAACUUAUCAAACAAUGAUGGAAGAUGCUUGGAAUCAAGUGAGUCGUACACAGUCACUGAAAGUGGGUCCUCUAGAGACUUUAGGACUUGCUGCAAAGACGGGUAAACAAUGAGUAAAUACAUUUGUGGCCCCUGGUAAAGAAAUCCAGCUGCGUCCCUGAGUCCAAAUUUUUAAGUGGCCUUUGUAAGCUGUCUGUUUGGCAAGCAAGUACCCCCAGUUGUUCAAACAACCCCCUUAAGACAUUCUUACAGCUAUUUUAAAGCCAUGGCAUCAUCUUCAAGCCUCCAGUGUUCUAUUCUUGAUGAACACAAGGCAAAAAAAAAAAAAAAGAGAGAGAGACUUCGACUUUGGCACUUACUUCUGUUCCUUGUAUCUUUGGAAGUCAGAUAGCCCUUCUCAAAAAAUGAGAAGACGGGCUUUAAAUAGCAAAACUAUAGGGCAUUGAAAAGGACUAACUCUUCAGUUUAAUGCUUAGAAAUGGGAGACCUCACUGAAGUAUACCUUUUAACUCUCUUCACCCCCCCAAAGCAAAAGAUCCUGGUGGAGUGUUCCAUCUCAUUAGUCUAACUAGAGGAAUUUUCUAAAAUUCUUACCUAGUGAAGAGGUUUAUUCUUUUGAACCCAAAUGGAAGCUAGAAUCCCUGAUUUUAGUGGGAGGGAAACUUGCAAAUGGCUUAUUCACUUUUGCUGUGAUAACUUACGUUCGAGAAUUUAGAACACAACCUGCUCGUCCUGAUCAUGGAGUUUGAGCUCCACGGUUUCACAAUUAAGCAACCAGCCUGACUCUUUGGAAAAACUGGGAAUUAUAUGAUCAAUGUUUUAGCCACAUCAUGGACCUAAACUGUGGAGGUUCAGGAAUAUGUAGAAGUAGAAACAGUCUCCAAAGAUACCUUGUUUCCAAAUAUAGGAGACAUGAAUCUCAAGAUUCUACAAUGGCAUUUUGGGGACUUAUUUCUCUCAAGUCAAGCAUGGAACUUUUCCAAGUCAAAACGGUUUCAUGCAAGGGGGAGUAAGCCUUCUAUGUACAUCAUCCUCGUCUGCUUUCACAGAUCAAAAGCUGAGCACGAGUUAGCAGCGAGGUCCUAUGCAUGAAUCUUGGGGGGUCUGCAGAUAAGCUAUUAAAGAACAGAUGACAGGAGUGUCUCUACUGUGUCUCCCAAAUCCGUUGAGCAUUUCUGAGCCUGGCUUAUUCAAGAAACAGGAACCAAGGGGGACCACCGACUGACAGUCUCCCUGUAAACCUACUAGCGAUGAUCUCAGAAGGAAGCCCAAGAUAGGGUGUAGGUGGGUCGUGGGCUCUGCAGGGGAGCAGAGCAUCCAGAGUUUGCUUCUUCACUUUGCUUAAGGAGAAAGUCACAGAUUGGCAGCAAGGAGGUUCACAAGCACUGACGGUGGUGUCGGUCUUGAUGUGGUCGUUUGGGCAAGCUGCUAAGCCCUUCUCGAGGUGGACGUGGUGCGGACUGUGUUGCUGUGCCAUGGUGAGGGUCAAAUGAGAGUCCACAGAAGGGCUCAGCACAGUGCCUGGCACGUAGCGGGUGUAAGGCGAGCGUUUCCGCUGGAGAUCGCUCUCGAUGCUAUGCCUCCAUUUAUUCGUUGUGGCACCAUCUAGAAAGUGCUAAGUGACUUUACCGGUGAGAGUGACAGUAACUUGACUCAUUACUGAGCCUAACAUGCACGAGACCUUGUCCCAACUGUUUCCCGCGACACUUGUCUGAUGAGAUACAGGUGGUGGUAUCACCUUUAUACAGUUACAAAGUCUUCAAGGCUUACGUGAUUGAAUCCUAGAAAUGGAGCUGGCAUAUCUCUGCCUCGACCUUUUGGCUUUACUGCCUGGGACAUGGAAACGAGUUUUUGGUGGCCUGCACAGUGUUUGGAUGGCAGCUCACACACUUUGAAUCUCCCUUCACUUCUUACCGUAUGCUUAAGAAUAUGCUAGAUCGAUGCUGGCAUGUAUUUUAUGUGAUCUUUAUGUAUUUUAUGUGAUUUUAUGGGACCUGGGUAGGUCAAUGUCUGCAUUUUAUAGAUGGGAAAACUGGGGCCACUGAUAACAGCAGAUUCCAAACUCUACAUGCUUACUGCCAUUCCCCUCUCAGAGAAGGAGGCAGAGCUGUGUCAAGGUUAAGAUGGAUGUCACUCCACACGGUUGCGGAGUCCCCUUAACUACCGAUGUUAGGGGUCCUUGAGCAGUUUCCUAGGUGUCUCAGAUGCCCUUCAUGGCUGGCGUCCAAUAUGGGGGCAUGCCGGAAGUAGAAAACUAGCGGUCCCUCGGGUCAGCACAGAAGAAUAUUGUCAGUUACAUGCUGUGAGCCAAGAUGCCAGAAGUCCCAGCAUUAUUUUCCUUGGCUGUCUAUAUCAAGUAGCAGCAGGUUACUGGAUUGCAACGUGAAAGGUAAAGAUUCUCUGAAGGAAGCGCUGGGCAUGCAACAUCCCUCCUGUGUAGACAGAUACUGGAGCCAACAAGCUGUACUACCCCCUGUCAUACACUGUAAGGUUCUCCUAAGGAAAGACACACCCAAGCAGAGAGGAAGGACAAUAACUUGGGUCAACUCAACUGACUGAUGGGUCUUAGGUAUUCUGGAAUCCACCCCUGACACCUGGGUUUUUCUCAGUUUAUACACAAGCACUGGGGGAAAGAAUUCUUUGGGGG